This is a messenger RNA of Colletotrichum fioriniae, 765 nucleotides long. RefSeq lists its product as uncharacterized. The record is from RefSeq and is a predicted model, not a curated record. Lineage: Eukaryota; Fungi; Ascomycota; Sordariomycetes; Glomerellales; Glomerellaceae.
AUGGCACCCAAAGGACUCGCGAUCAUCAUCGGUGCAGGACCAACUUCCGGCGCAGGGAUCGCUCGCAUUCUAGCCAGCCCUCAACAUGGCAACUUGGCAGUUGCUCUACUUGCCAGAAACCCCGAAAACCUCCAGAAUCUUGCGGCCGAUCUACGCAAGUCUUCCGAAGGCAUUCUCCACCCUUUCCCCACAGACACUGAGCCUGAAAACCUCCGGCGGACCUUCCAGCAAAUCGCAGAUCAUGCCGAUUUCAAAGACCUUAAGUUAAAGCUCGCCAUAUACCACGUCAAGAAUGCUAGCAAGAAGCCAUUUCUCGAAGAAACGCCAGAGGCUUUCAAUGACAGCAUAAGCACCUUCACAACCGGAGGCGUUGUCUUUGCGCAAGAAGCGUUGAAGCUCAUGUACGCACAAAAUGGAGGGCAGACGCUGCUUUCCGACACCGAGGGUGCAAAGAAGGGUACAAUCAUCUUCACGGGCACUUUGGGAGCCAUGCGCACGAAUCAGCAAUACGCCGCCUAUGGCGCAUCUAGGGCGGCGGCGAGGAUGGUAGCGCAGGCUAUUGCGAAGGAGCACAGCAAAUUUGGUGUGCACGUGGUUCAUGCUAUUGCCAAUGGUGGAAUCAUCGAUGAAGAGAACGAGAACACCAAGACUGGCAAGCGGAUGCGCGCGGAAGAUGUUGGAGAGUUGUAUCUUUGGCUGUCGCAGCAGCCGAGCUCCCUCUGGACACACGAGUUGGAUAUGAGGCCAGCACAGGAGACUUUCUAA